Paramuricea clavata is the source of this 1231-nucleotide messenger RNA. NCBI's taxonomy places the organism in Eukaryota, Metazoa, Cnidaria, Anthozoa, Malacalcyonacea, Plexauridae. The record is from the annotation of a GenBank genome assembly.
AUGAGUUCAACAGGUUAUGGGCCCAGGAGCAAUGCUAAACUGCAAAGACUUUUAUUUGACGGAGAUGAAACGAAAUACGAGCUUUGGGAAGCGAGAUUACUCGGUUAUUUGCAAACCAUAAAAUUGAAGAAAACAAUUCUAUCGUCGGCACCACUUGAGGAAGAAGGCGACGAAGCGAAAAAUGAAGAGAGUUACGCCGAGUUAAUACAACUUUUGGAUGAUACUAGCCUAUCGUUAGUGAUGAGAGAUGCCGCUGGCGAUGGAAGGAAAGCCUUAAAGAUUUUACGCGACCACUACGCAAGCCAAGGUAAACCUAGAAUAAUAGCACUUUAUACUGAGCUCACUUCACUCGAGAAAGGAACAAGCGAGACAGUGACAGACUAUCUAAUACGAGCAGAAAGAUCGAUUAUGGCCCUGAAAAACGCUAAAGAGACACUUAGUGACGGGCUUGUUAUUGCCAUGAUAUUAAAAGGUUUACCUGACUCAUACAAACCCUUUGUUGUCCAUAUUACACAAAGUACAAGUGAAAUUACAUUUGCUAUGUUCAAGUCUCAACUGAAAAGCUUUGAAGAAACAGAGAAGUUUAAUUGUAAGCCAAAGACUGAUCAAGUAAUGAAAACUGAGUCCCCAUCGUUUUCUGCAUCCAGUUAUGUCACAUGUUAUGCUUGUGGUCGCAAAGGUCAUAUCAUGAAGGAUUGUCCUGACAAAACUAAGAGUGAAACAAGCAAGUGGUGCUCAUACCACAAGUCAACAACGCAUAGUGAUAGUACCUGUCGAAGACAUCAACGAAAAGACCAAGAAGCUACAAAAGUAAAACAAGCGACAUUUGGUGGCCAGUUCGGUGACCCAGGGAUGAACACUCAUACACUUUUCAUGUGCAAGGGAGUCACCUUAAGCAGUCACAGUACAAAGCAAAUGACAGUACAAAGCAAAUGGGAUGCUUGUUGAUACUGGAGCUACAUCUCAUAUUGUUACAAAAGAUGUAUUGAAACGUGUUGACGGUAACUUUAACCCAGCAAAGCAUUACAUGGAACUUGCUGAUGGGACACGUAGAAAUAAUGUGGCUCUGAAAGGUGGAGAUGCUGAAUUAGUAUCAAUAGCUGAUGAAAAUGGAAAAUAUGUGAAAGCUGUUCUGAAAGACGCACUGUUCAGACCAACGUAUCCACAGGAUAUAAUAGGGACUUUAAGAUUGCACGAAAUGUGCGACGGCAACGCUGACCGGAAGUGUUAA